GGCAAUAUAAAAUACUCAAAGCGAUGGAUGAAACAUAAAAUAAAUUUGUUCCCUCAAAAACAAAAAACAAAAAAAUUAAACAGAAAAGGGCAAUUUGGGAAAUCAAAUAAUGCAGAGUGCUAGCAUUUCCCGGCUGUCCGGUGCGAGCCGAACCAAUUUGAAUUAUGUAAUGAAAAGAAAACAACUCCUCUCUCUCUCUCUCUCAUCGGCAUCGUGCACUGCUCCUUUCUUGACCAGUUGCCACUGUUUCUUCUUCGCCCCCUAAAAUAUUAUCAAAUGAAAUGUCGUCUUUUUUCUCCCUAAACAAAUCCAAAAUACCAGCGCAGUCUUGAUUCCUUCUUCCUCCCCACGUCCUUCCCACAUUUCUCUCUAUUCUCAUCCUCACUCUUUCGUUGUCUUUUUUUCUUUUUUAUUUCUAGAGAGAGAGAGAGAGUGUGUGUGUUUAUGCGUUUCUGAAGAAGAAGAAGAAGAAGAAGAAGAAGAAGAGGGAGAAAACAAUUAGUUAGUCAACAAUUUUUCAGCAAAUUACAUGGACGGAUUAGAUAAUAGGGUGGAUUUGUAAAGAAAGAGAUGGAAGGGGAAUCAUCAGGCUUAAUUAUCGGGCUGUCGAUUGGAGUGGUGAUCGGAGUGGUUUUGGCUAUAACUGCAUUUUUUUGCUUCAAGUAUCAAAGGAAGAGUACCCAAAUAGGGAAUAGCAGUUCUAGGAGGAAUGCAACCAUACCUAUACGUACAAAUGGGGUUGAUUCUUGUACAAUAUUAUCGGAUUCAUCGCUUGGCACUGAAUCGCCAAAGUCGGUGAUGCAGACUAGUUUGCCGUUGUGGCUUAGGGGGCUUAAGAAGGUGAAUUUAGUUUCUGCAUCAGGCAUACUGGAGUAUUCCUACAAGGAUCUUCAGAAAGCAACCUGUAAUUUUACCACUUUGAUUGGUAAAGGGGCGUAUGGUCCAGUUUACAAAGCUCAGAUGUCUUCUGAAGAGACUGUUGCUGUUAAAGUGUUGGCCACUGAUUCGAAGCAGGGUGAGAAAGAGUUCCAAACAGAGGUUAUGCUGUUAGGAAGGUUACAUCACAGGAACCUUGUGAAUUUGGUUGGAUACUGUGCAGAGAAAAACCAACAUAUGCUUAUUUACGUAUAUAUGAGCAGAGGAAGUUUGGCUUCUCAUUUAUACAAUGAGAUACUUGAGCCUUUGAGUUGGGAAUUGAGGCUUCAAAUAGCCCUCGACGUGGCUAGGGGCUUGGAGUAUCUUCAUGAUGGAGCAGUUCCAUCUGUGAUACAUCGCGACAUCAAAUCCUCAAAUAUUUUGUUGGAUCAUUCCAUGAGAGCCAGGGUGGCAGACUUUGGACUUUCAAGGGAAGAGAUGGUUAGCAAGAAAGUCUCUAAUAUUCAAGGGACUUUUGGUUAUCUUGAUCCUGAAUACAUAUCAACCCGGUCAUUUACGAAAAAAAGUGAUGUUUACAGCUAUGGAGUGUUGCUCUUUGAACUUGUUGCGGCAAGAAAUCCCCUCCAGGGUCUUAUGGAGUAUGUUGAGCUGGCAGCCAUGAACACCGAUGGAAAAGUUGGAUGGGAGGAACUUGUGGAUCCUCGUCUUGAUGGGAGAGUUGAUGUUGAAGAAGUGAAUGAAGUGGCUGCCCUGGCACACAAAUGUGUCAAUCCUGCAGCUAGAAAGAGACCAAGCAUGAGGGACAUUGUUCAGGAGCUCUCAAAGAUUCAUAAAUCCAGGCGGCUUCAGAAAGAUUCCUCGACACCCAGAGCAGAUUCUGUGAUUGUCAACAUGGACCAACUAGAACGUCGCAACCCAACUUCUCAACACCGAAGAGUAGAAUCACUCGACAGCACGACUGACUCCCUUGAUGUUUAAACGCCACAUGUUUUCUUUUAUUCUUUCUUUUUGAAUUUGGGUUUUGAUCACAACACAAUCCUUAGCUUUUGCUCGAGCAGCUGGAGCUGCUUCAGAUAGGCCGUAGGAUAUAACUCCACUUCUGUUUUUUUUUUUUUGCUUCCUGUGUAUUAAGUAGGCACAUUUCCAAUUUGUUCUUUUAUUUUCCUUUUCCUUUUUUACGGCUCCAGUUUUGUAUAUGGACACUGGAAUUUUGAUCGAAUGAAAGCAACCCAUGUUGUAUGUA
Salvia miltiorrhiza (redroot sage) is the source of this 2119-nucleotide messenger RNA. Its product is annotated as calcium/calmodulin-regulated receptor-like kinase 1. Lineage: Eukaryota; Viridiplantae; Streptophyta; Magnoliopsida; Lamiales; Lamiaceae. Gene Ontology annotation, biological process: protein phosphorylation. Bases 571 to 1854 code for a protein of 427 amino acids. The record is from RefSeq and is a predicted model, not a curated record. The transcript is spliced from 8 exons. Gene Ontology annotation, molecular function: ATP binding; protein kinase activity.